AUGUAUCGUUGGAAUAACUUGAGGAAUUGCUGUUACAGAGUCCUACUGACUAGGAAUUACUGCAAAGCAGCAGGGGAUAAUGAAAUGGUGCUUGAUUCCCUUUAUACAGAUGAAGAAAAAAGAAAUAUUCUUGAAUGUUUUAACAAAUCUUCCAUUAUGGAACUAAUGGCUACCAAAAACCUUAACAAGCAGAAGAGUUCCUCAGUUGUUUCACAUCGUGAAAAGUUUGGAGAAUUUACUUGUCUCACUGAUAUCUCCAAAGUUCCUGGUUUUGGACUGAUAACCCUUCAGAAGUUAUGCAAUAUUCUCAAAAGAGUUACCCAUGAACAGCUUAAAGAGUCUGUCCAUAAAAUGACAGCAGAAGUUGUGAAAAGUCAACCAAAUUUGUCAAAAGAAAAGUGUAAAUCUAUUCAAAAUAUUGUUGCCAUGGAUAUCCAGGCAGACCGUAUCACUUGGUUGAAGAUGAGUCGAGAUCUGCAUGUUGAUGAUUGGCAACAGGUCAAGAUCUUCAACAAGCCUUAUGUGAAAUAUGAACCUGCUGUCUACAUUGAGAAGAUGACAGAGGUUGUGAAUAGCCUUCCUUCUGCAGGCAUCUACACACUUGAAAACAAAAUUUACCGUUAUCCAACCAGUUCUUCCAAUACGAUGGGAUUCAACAAGAGAAGAUUACUUGCUGUUUACUACAGGCACUUACAUUUUACAAAUUGA
Molecule: messenger RNA, 708 nt
Organism: Acanthosepion pharaonis
Lineage: Eukaryota; Metazoa; Mollusca; Cephalopoda; Sepiida; Sepiidae
Source: the annotation of a GenBank genome assembly